Messenger RNA from Pezoporus flaviventris, 1689 nucleotides. It is a transcript of the gene DUSP3, whose product is annotated as dual specificity phosphatase 3. Gene Ontology annotation, biological process: negative regulation of MAPK cascade; protein dephosphorylation. Gene Ontology annotation, molecular function: MAP kinase phosphatase activity; protein tyrosine/serine/threonine phosphatase activity. The record is from RefSeq and is a predicted model, not a curated record. The coding region runs from base 63 to 617 and encodes 184 amino acids. The transcript is spliced from 3 exons. Lineage: Eukaryota; Metazoa; Chordata; Aves; Psittaciformes; Psittacidae. Gene Ontology annotation, cellular component: cytoplasm.
GCUGCGCCGGGGCGGGGGGGGGAACCUCCGGCUGGCCGGCGGGGAGCGGCUUGGGCCUGGCCAUGUCGGAUUACCGGAUCUCGGUGGAGGAGCUGAACGAUCUCCUGGCCAACGGCAGCGGCUGCUACAGCCUCCCCAGCGCGCACAGCAACGAGGUGGUGCCGCGCAUCCACGUGGGGAACGCGUACGUAGCCAAGAACAUUAUGAAGCUGCAGCAUCUGGGGAUAACCCAUAUUCUGAAUGCAGCAGAGGGGAAGUCAUUCAUGCAUGUGAACACCAAUGCAGAGUUCUAUGAAGGCACAGGCAUCAGAUACCAUGGGAUUAAAGCUAAUGACACGCAAGAGUUUAACCUCAGUCGCUAUUUUGAGGAGGCAGCUGAUUUUAUUGAGAAAGCACUUUCCCAGAAGGAUGGACAAGUGUUUGUGCAUUGCCGUGAGGGCUACAGCCGUUCUCCUACCCUGGUUAUUGCCUACCUCAUGCUUCGCCAGAACAUGGAUGUCAAGACUGCGCUGUGCACGGUCCGGCAGAAGCGAGAGAUUGGCCCCAAUGAUGGCUUUCUAAGGCAGCUUUGCCAGCUCAAUGAGCGCUUGGUGAAGGAGGGCAAACUGAAGCCCUAGAACUGGGCACUGGAGUGUUUUUUGAAGUUUCUCAGAGGAUGUCUUAGAUGCUUUAGAUUCUCAACCCCCAAGCACCAAGCUCAAUCAUUUCCUGUGAGGGAGACAGAAUUCCUGCUCUUGGCUAGUGAAACUCUGGGUCUGUCUUUCAAGGAGGCACAAAACUGUGUCACUGUCCUGAGCUGUUGCAAUGAGGAAGUGUUUUUAGAGGGGUAACUGCAGUGAUAGCAGCUGUCUUCUCACAUAUGCCAGAGCCCCCUGCAGACUCUGUUGCAUCUGUGGUUUGCAUUGGCAUUGAGUGUGAUUCAUUUAAGCCUUGUUUUACAUCCCACCAGAGCACCAUUUUAUGAGAGCCCCAACACAUCACUCACUUUUAAUUAAAGUACUGUAUUUUCUAAAGCUUCUUUUUCAUGCACACAGUGCCUAAAGUUUGAGUGUAGGAGCUUCAAGGAAUGGAGAAGCAUAUAUAUAUAAAUACACAGAAGCACUUGCUUGUAAAAUGAAGUCUAUGCAGUGUUGUGUUUAGUGUGGAUUUACGCAAUACACAGUGUGUGUUAGUAAAGCCAUUCAGAGCCCAAUCUUGAGGCACACUAUUUCCAAGAGUAUUUGUACCUCUUGCUCUGGUGAUUGACAAGAAAUGGUUGAUAUUAAAUGCUCUUUUAUUUUUGUUUUGAAGUCGUACUAGAAAACAAAGUCAAGAGCAAAUGUUGAGGAAAAAACUUGAGCAAGGAAUUAAAAACGGUUUAUAUUUGGGAGUGCUUGUACUGAAUGUGUGAUAAAGUCCUGAGUGGCAGAAUAUAAUGGCUCCCAAGGCUUGUGUGGAAUUACAGUUUCUCUCUCCCUUCUUCCCUAUCAUUGUUCAUUAACAUAGGAUAGAAUGACCACAUAUGCAGAUUACUUCCAGUAGGGCAGCACAGCUGUGCCUACAAAGCAGUUUGCAGAUGUACACUCAGGAGUUCUUGGAUUGCUUGCAUGGAGUGAUUAAAUAGAAAUGAGCAUUGUUCCGUACCACACUGAAUAGGAAACAUUUCCUUUGUGUUUAAAUAAAUGAUGUCUUCAUGCUGUUUGACAUAAA